AUGUGGAGCAGCAGUGAAGAUGGCGGAGCCUUUGCGGAGUGCUUCUUUGCGCAGUACCCGCUAGGUAUGGGACAAAAGCCACCACCGCCAGUUGUGAGGCAGCGGCUUGCAAGUGAACGGGAAGCGCGGGCGUCUGACACAGCUGCUAUGCCCUCGCAGCGGGUCCCCCCAUUCAUUUCAUCCACUGCUGCGUCGGACACCGGGACCCUCGUUGUCGCCUCGUCGGAUGGCGCUUCCACCUUUGCUGUGAGCGGGGGUGUGGAUCCAUAUUGUGAGGUGGAGGAACUGGCAGAAACAACGGAAAAAACUAGAGAGGCGUUGGAGGGGGUGCUGCGUAUUCGGCAGAUGCAGAAGGAAGACAUCAGUGGUCGGAAGAUCCGGCAGACGCAGCAGACGAAGCCGGUGCUGGAAAUUGUGCUGCCAGGGGAGGUUGGCGCCGCUGGGAUGCAUGACCCGGCACCCAUUGUGCGGUCACCCACACGCACCAAGAAGGGCCCAAGCAACCUUGGCGAAGGGGGAGCCUCCGCCUCCUCCACCGCCGACGGUGCGGUUACCGUGCCGUUUAGUAUCGGGAACUGGAAAAACAAGCGAAAAUUGAUUAUCCCGCUGGAGCAGCGCCUGGCGCAACAGGCCGACAUGCAGGCGGAUAGUGGUGGUGGGAUAAGCGAGCAGGUCAUGAGUCUCGCCAUGGCGAUGCAGCAGGCACGAAAAGAGGUGGAGGCGGAGCAGGCCGCUCGUGAGAAAGCCCAUCAGGAGGAGGAAGAGCGCCGGCAGGCAGAAAGAGAGGCGGAGGCCACGCGGCGCGCCAGAGAAUUGCUGGAAAAGGCCGCAUUGGACAUGGUGCAUUCCUCAACCCAAAGAAAGAAGGAGACUCGCGAAGAACGUUUGGAUCGAAUUCGGCUGGAGCGCGAGCUUCGAGAGCGGGAGAAGCAACAAGAGGUGCGACAGCGCCGGUUAGCAAAGGCGGCUGCCAGACUGGGAAUCACUGUAGAGGCACUAGAAGCGGAUGAAGACCUCCUGAAGACGGUGGAUGAGGCAGCGGCUGGGGGUCAUGGUGUCGGCGUCACCGAUUAUACGUCUUCCCAUUUCAGUUGCCCCCAUGGAAGUGCGGCAAUGGCUGCGCCGGCAUCCUCGUACCUGGGCGUGAAACAGGAAGGCUCCUCGAUGGACCAACAAGUGCCCUCGUUGUAUGCGGACGACGACGAAACCGGCGCGCGCCCGGCUGGUGGAAUACGCAAAGGAGUUUUUGGUUCCGCGGUCAUCAGUAACGAGGGCAUCCGUCGUGAGAUGGAGGCACUGGUGCAGAGCGAAGAGCUGGGAGUCGUCAAGGAUGGCCUUCAACUUGGCAACGAUGAUGGAUCGACGGACGACGAUGAUGAGGAUGAUGGUGGCUUGGGAAUGGACCAGCUUAUGAAGAGGAGGCGUCGUCUGUGA
Messenger RNA from Trypanosoma rangeli, 1434 nucleotides. RefSeq names its product SNW domain-containing protein 1. The coding region runs from base 1 to 1434 and encodes 477 amino acids. The record is from RefSeq and is a predicted model, not a curated record. Gene Ontology annotation, cellular component: spliceosomal complex. The transcript has a single exon. Lineage: Eukaryota; Euglenozoa; Kinetoplastea; Trypanosomatida; Trypanosomatidae. Gene Ontology annotation, biological process: mRNA splicing, via spliceosome.